Acipenser ruthenus (sterlet) is the source of this 2080-nucleotide messenger RNA. Its product is annotated as guided entry of tail-anchored proteins factor CAMLG-like. The transcript has 4 exons. The record is from RefSeq and is a predicted model, not a curated record. NCBI's taxonomy places the organism in Eukaryota, Metazoa, Chordata, Actinopteri, Acipenseriformes, Acipenseridae. Bases 143 to 934 code for a protein of 263 amino acids. Gene Ontology annotation, cellular component: GET complex. Gene Ontology annotation, biological process: tail-anchored membrane protein insertion into ER membrane.
GCGGUCAUAAAAGAGCGACUAGGAGAAGUAACACUGUGCAGUGUACAGCAGUGGCGCGUCGACUCGUCAUACAGCUGUUAGCCUGACUCGGCGAACAUUUCUUUGGAAAAUCUGAUUGUUUUCUUUUUGUCGGUUUUUAUAAAUGGAACGUGCAGACGUAAUCAUGCAGAAGAGCUCUGGAGAAAAGAGCGACUCGUCCGCAAAAAGCCGAGCUGAGCUUCGAAGAAGAAAGCUGCUGGUGAAUUCGGAGGACAGAAUGAAGCGCAUCAUUGGGUUCAGUAAAAGCGAGGCGAAUGUCAGGAAUGCAGACAUGAACAUGGCUUCCACAAUUCCCCUGGAGCCUGUGAGAGACGAGCCGCUGUCGCUCCCCACUUCCACAAGAGUUCCUGUGUUCCCCAACGAAGCAGACCCGGGGGGAGACAGCAGCGGGGAGCUCCGGCAGAGACCCCGGGGGGAGGGCCCCUCGGACGCGGCCCCUCGCUCUCCACGCCGGGGGCUGCAGCAGUACCUGUCCCGCUUCGACGAGGCCAUGAAGCUGCGCAGCCAGCUGGUCAGCGAGGAGCCCAGGCAGGAGGAUGGCUCGGGGGCCGAGCAGCUGGACGCCUUCCGCGUGUUCAGACUGGCCGGGAGUGUGCUGCUGGCACUCGCUGUCAGAGCCUUCGUGUGCAAGUAUCUGUCCAUAUUUGCUCCGUUUCUGACUCUUCAGUUGGCGUAUAUGGGCCUGUACAAAUAUUUUCCAAAGGGUGAGAAGAAGAUGAAAAGGACCGUGCUCACUGCUGCCCUGCUGCUGUCGGGCAUCCCUGCAGAAGUGAUCAGGCGCUCCAUGGAAACCUACAACAGGAUGGGAGACGUGUUCACUGAUCUCAGCGUGUACUUCUUCACCUUCAUCCUCUGCCAUGAAGUCCUGGGCCUCCUGGGCUCAGAAAGCGCUUGAUCUGCCUCGUCUCUCCUGUGCAGUGCUGAGCCCACCCUGUGAGCUGUCUGCUCUACCCUGGGGUGUCAAAGGGCUUCCUUUCACAGGAAUGACAGGCUUCUAGUUGUGUGCUCAAUCCCACUUCGCUCUGAGCCCCAGUAACAGCUCACCCCUUCCUGCACAGGCUGGUGUCCUGGAUGGCUGGACUAGUCCAUGUUACUCGGCUGUUGUUUUUUGUUCAGGAAGUUGUCCUUUAGUUGGUGAUGGGUAAUGUUUUCAAUGGUCCAGUCUCGCCAGUGUUUUCAUGUUUGAAUGAGUCUCUCUUGAAACUCAGAGGCAGGAUGGGGUGGCUUCACUUCACUGGUUUGUUAGUGGGAUUCAGUUUAUUCCUUGCAGACUGAUACACCUGCGCACCACGGUGUAGCAUUCUAGAGCAGUAGAGUGGAGCUGUCAGAAGAUAAGAGGCAUGCUUACCUGAGUGAUGAUGGGGCAUCACUUGCUCAUCUGAAAGUCAUUGGCACCGGUUUCAACAAAACAGAUCCCAUCCACGCAUUAACACCAUUACAGUGUCAGGACUGGACUUGGUUCGUUAGCUCUGACAUAGACAAUAGGGAGGGUAGCAAGUGAAGCGCAGUUGGAUGCUAGUUCCAUUGUCAGACAGAGCGAUGAGAGAAUGUAGGAUUCUUGUUCAGUUUGAAGGUACAGUAUAAUUGGAUGCUCGUUCCAUUGUCAGACAGAGUGAUGAGAGAAUGUAGGAUUCUUGUUCAGUUUGAAGGUACAGUGUAAGAUAAGGUUAAUGGAGGGUCCACUCUGUCCCAUUGCCAUUGGGCUCCACAUGCUUGCUGUUACACUUGUCCAGAUGGGGGCGAUGUUGCUACUCCAGGUCAGUCUGAAAGCACUUCAGUGUAGUGAGCUCUCGACAUGUAACCCUUCUAACCCUUACACUGUCACUCCUUGUGUUGCUGGCAUGCCAUUGAAUUGUCCAAGCCUAAUGCUGACUGUGUAAUGCAUGAUUUCUGUGUAAGUACACUACAGGCAUUUCAUUGUUGGGAAUAUUGUAAGCUUUUAAACAUUUCUGUGUUGUAGUCUGUGAAGUGUCUUCUGUAUCUUUCUACCCCAGUUUGUAUCCAAUGAAUCCCUGUAAUAAAACCAACACUUAAAACCUUU